Mucor velutinosus is the source of this 5001-nucleotide messenger RNA. RefSeq names its product PAB1 binding protein (gene PBP2). Gene Ontology annotation, biological process: regulation of transcription by RNA polymerase II; nucleosome organization. The record is from RefSeq and is a predicted model, not a curated record. The coding region runs from base 1 to 5001 and encodes 1666 amino acids. Gene Ontology annotation, cellular component: nucleus; chromatin. The transcript is spliced from 5 exons. NCBI's taxonomy places the organism in Eukaryota, Fungi, Mucoromycota, Mucoromycetes, Mucorales, Mucoraceae. Gene Ontology annotation, molecular function: ATP hydrolysis activity; ATP-dependent chromatin remodeler activity; ATP binding.
AUGAGUUACCGUAGGCACAGCAACAACAUAUUCACUGAUUCCGAGUCAGAGCAGGACGCAAACCACGAUUCUGCUCCUUCAUCCCCUUCAUCACAGUCAUCCUCCAUCGCUAGUUCGACUGGCAUCUUGCUAUCACCAUCACCAUCAUUCCAUCAUCAUCCAAUGCCAUUGCAAUCAGAGACUGACGACGAAAUCAUCCUCUCCCCUCAAGGCUCACUGUCCCCUAUCAAUUCUGCAGAGGAAGAGGCAUUCGAAGAAGAGGAAGAGUUUGAAGAAGUGCAACAGCCUCAAAAGCAUCGUCAGCAACCCCAACACAAUUACUAUGAUCCAGAUCUUUACUGCUUACGUCGCUCAAAUCGAAGAAAAGAGAAAGAAAGUAAUGAAGAGGAAUCCGAAGAGAUGACAUACACAACAGACGAAGAAGCACAAGAGAGCAGCUCAGAUGAUGAUUACGGGGCAUCUGUAUCCACAAGUAGAAAGAAGAGAUCUUCCAAUCGCCAACAAUCAAAGAAGAAAGUAAUGUAUGAUACCGAAGAUGAAGACGAUCUUGUAGAUAACAAUGACGACGAUGACGAGGAUGAAGAACAAGACAUGAGUUCGGAUGACAACUGGGGAGCAGCACCCAAGAAGCGAACCACGAGGUUGAAGCGUAGAAAUACUAGCAGCAACAACAACAAGCAUUCGAGAAACAACAAUAGCCGAUCUCGUGCCAUCUCACCCAGCGAUUAUGCCAGACACUCUACCAGAAGCAGAAAAGUGACCAACUACAAUGAGGACAAUGCUGAGCUGUGGGGUCUUUCCGAUGAAGAGAUUACAGAGUCAUAUACCCCCGCUGCCGUAGAAGAGGAAGAAGGCGAAGUGAUUGAAGCUGUGCUGGACCAUCGCAGAAGAGAGGGCUACGAAUCAGGGCCAGAUGAACCCGAAACCAACUUGGAAUACCUCAUCAAGUGGAAAUCAUGGUCUCAUUUGCACGACACGUGGGACAAGUUUGACUAUCUCAAGUCAUUUCGAGGAUUCCGAAAACUGGAGAAUUACGUGCGAAACAACAUUUAUGCAGAGCAAAGCUUUAGAGCCAACAGCGAAACCACCAAAGAAGAAAUUGAACAGAAAGACAUCAAUAUUUCUCGACGUCGAGAUGAGAUUCAGGAUUGGCAGACAGUGGAGCGCAUCAUUGCCGCGCGUGGAUCGCCACCCAACAUUGAAUACCUGGUCAAAUGGAAGCGGCUUCACUACGAUGAGUGUACCUGGGAAGAGGCUGAUUUGAUCUCGUCAGACUACCAGGCUGAAAUUGACGACUUUUUAAACCGUGAACAGAGCGUGCAUAUCCCUCACAGAUCAAAGACCUAUCCCCACAACAAACGGCCUGAAUUCGCUGCCUUCAAAUCACAACCUUCCUACAUCACUGGAGGCGAGCUGCGUGAAUAUCAAUUGCACGGUGUCAAUUGGAUGUCCUGGCUGUGGUCUCGCAAUGAAAAUGGCAUUCUGGCGGAUGAAAUGGGUCUCGGCAAAACAGUGCAGACCAUCAGUUUCCUCAAUGUGCUCUACAAUACCUGCCAACUCUACGGUCCUUUCCUCAUUGUGGUGCCGUUAUCUACCUCUGACAACUGGAUGCAAGAAUUCCAGCAGUGGGCGCCUCAGAUGAAUGUCAUUUGCUACCUGGGUAACCGUGCUGCUCGUGCAACCAUCAGGGAAAACGAAUUCUACCUGGCAGGCACAAAGCGACUCAAGUUCAACGUGCUCAUAACGACCUACGAGAUUGUGCUCAAAGACAAGGACUUUAUGGGUGGCAUUCGCUGGCAAUACCUGGCUGUGGAUGAGGCACAUCGUCUUAAGAACUCGGAAUCGCAGCUGUAUGACGCUCUCUCUAGCUUCCAGACCACCAACCGCUUGCUAAUCACAGGUACACCACUGCAAAACAACAUCAAGGAGCUGCUGGCAUUGGUGCGAUUCCUCAUGCCCCACAUGGAUCUCAGUGCUUACUAUUUCGACCUGGAUGUGGAAGACAAAGACCAAGAAGAAAAGAUCAAAGCACUGCACCAAAGCCUCAAAAGCCUCAUGCUGCGUCGCUUGAAGAAGGCCGUUGAGAAAUCACUACCCAACAAGUCUGAGCUCAUCUUGCGUGUGGAAAUGAGCGAACUGCAAAGGACAUUUUACAAGCACAUCCUGGCCAAAAACUUUGAGUUGCUCACUUCCAAUUCUGACAACAAGAAGCAGUGGUUGAACAUUGCCAUUGAACUCAAGAAAGCCAGUAACCAUCCCUUCUUGUUUCCUGAUGUCGAGGAGCCUUCUGAAAGCCGCAUUACGCAGCUCAAGGGCCUGAUUGAAAACAGUGGAAAGAUGGUGUUGCUGGAUAAACUGCUGACUCGCUUAAAGAGCAAUGGCCACCGUGUGCUGAUCUUUUCUCAGCUGGUCAUGAUGCUGGAUAUUCUGUCUGAUUACAUGACAUUGCGCGGACAUCCUUUUCAACGACUGGACGGCUCCAUGAAGCCCGAAGACCGCAACAAGGCAAUUGAACACUACAACUCGCCAGGAAGCCCUGAUUUCGCUUUUCUACUAUCCACGCGAGCCGGCGGUAUGGGUAUCAACUUGGUCACUGCUGAUACUGUCAUCAUCUUUGACUCUGACUGGAACCCACAAAAUGAUUUGCAAGCCAUGUCUCGAGCACAUCGUAUUGGCCAAACCAAACAGGUGAAUGUCUAUCGCUUUGUGACCAAGGGCACCAUGGAAGAAGACAUCAUUGAACGCGCCAAACAAAAGAUGAUCUUGGAGUACUGCAUCAUCAAGCAAAUGGACACUUCUGGUAAAGCCAUCAUCCAAGGCCAAACACUGACAACAUCCUCAGGCAAGAACCGUGAGAUCCCCUUUGAUCGUGCUGAGAUGUCUGCCGUGCUUAAAUUCGGCGCCAAGAACAUGUUUGAGACGCUGGACAACUCGCAAAACAUCCAGGAUAUUGAUCUCGAUGACAUUUUGUCGCGUGCUGAGCAGACAGAGACCCUGAAUGAAGAAGCGAGUGCACUGGGCUCUGAGGACUUUUUAGCGCAAUUCAAGAUCACAGACUAUGGAGGCACCGCAGAAGACUUGAGCUGGGACGACAUUAUUCCUGAAUCUGAGCGUGCCAAGAUAGAAGAGGAAAAGAAACUGGAAGACCAGGCUGCGCUGUACGAUCGUGCUGCAAAGAAGGGUCGUGUUCAAUAUACCGAGAAUGUUGAAGAAGAGGAGGAAGACGAGGACGAAGGAGUGGAAGGCAACGGCAGCUCAAAGAAACGACGACGAGCUGCCUCCAAUGGAACCAACUCGAGAAAGAAGCAAAAGAGCAACGGCAAAUCCGACGAGUUUGUGGACCGUGAUCGUCGUGCCAUCAUGCGAGCUGUUCUCAAAUACGGUGAUCUGGAGGCAAGAUACACUGAGGCAGUGACAGACUUUGAUUUAGACCAAAAAGACAGAGAUAGUGUCCUAGAAUUAUACCAAGAUUUGAUAUCUGUUUGCAAGGACAAGGUGAGAGAGCAGGCCGAAGCAAACAACACUAUUGCCAAGGGCGUGGAAGUGACCGAUGACAUGCUACUGCGAGACCUGCGACACACCAAGCAAAAGGCCAUCUUAUUCACAUGGCGAGACAUACAAAUGGUGAAUGCAGGCCAGAUUCUGCAACGACAUCACGAUAUGAAGGUGUUAGCCCGCCGUCUGAAAGCAGUGCCCAAUAUCUACAAUUUCCGUGUCCCUCCCGUCGCUAAACAUGUGCAGGCUUGGUCUUGUGAAUGGGGCACCAAAGAAGACUCGAUGCUGCUGGUCGGUGUCCAUCAACACGGCUUUGGCUCUUGGCCGCUCAUUGAACAAGACCCACCACUCGAGCUUUCUGGCAAGUUCUUCCUAGGUGCUGGCAAGGAAGAAGAAAAAAAAUCGCCCAAGGCCAUCCAUCUCGUUCGCAGAGCAGAUCAAAUGUUGAAGAUUUUGGCUGAGGAAGACAAGAAAAGCAUGGAGAUCAAGGCAAGCAGCACCAACGGCAAAUCAGCAUCGUCCAAUGCCUCCUCUACCAAGAAAGGCCCGCGCUUCAAGCAGCAACAAAGAAAAGAGGCAGAGAAGCACCAACGACACAGGGAACAACAGCAAGAGGAGCAGCAGUUGCAAGAACGACACAAACACGAACAAAAGACAAAGGCCGAGCAUCACCACCAUCACAGCAACAAGCUCAAGCUGGAACAAGACCAUCAUAGCCAUCAUACCGCCAGGGCCUCCUCCUCACCUACUACUAAUGCUACUACUACUACCACCACCACCAAGACAUCCGAAAGUGGUGGCAGAAAGAGAUCCUAUCGUUCGGAUGACACCACGCCUCGCUCCUCUGCCAAGCGAGCUGAAAAGGAGAACAAGAUCCCUGAAAGAACGUACGAAAGCUACGAUGAAGACGCUGCCUACUCUACCAUGAGGCCCGUCAAAUACCUCUUGAACAGAUUGCGCGAUGAUUCAGCGAAAGCGGAAGGCCAUGAAAAGGCUGCCAUCAUCAAGGAUUGCUUGUAUCGCAUUGGAAGGCACAUUGAUAGAGAGGUCUCCAAUAACCGACGCAAUGAUCCCAACUUGAAGCGAGAUCUGUGGUUGUUUACACUCAAGUACUGGCCAGGACACAAUGUCACCUACAAGGACAUUAUUGCAGUUUAUGAAAAGAUUGUGGAAGCCAAAAGCAAGGCAAAGGACGAUCAUCAUCAUUCCAGCAGCAGCAACAGCCGCAGCAGAAGCAACAAUAACAGCAGUGAUCAUCAUCGACAUCACGGAUCUUCUUCUAAAGAUGCCUCCUCUUCCAGCAGUGCUCGUCGUAAUAGCCAUAGUCAUCAUUACAGUAGUAGCAGCAGCAUUGGCAACACUACUAAUCGCCAUCAUGAUAGCCAUGACAGUAGCAGUAAUAGCAAUCGUCGCCGCAGAAGCUCCUCUUCCUCCCAUCGCAGCAACGACGACCAUCACCGCCGAGACAAGAAAUCCUAUGAUCGAAAUGAACGUCGUCGCCGCUAA